Molecule: messenger RNA, 2185 nt
Organism: Zootermopsis nevadensis
Lineage: Eukaryota; Metazoa; Arthropoda; Insecta; Blattodea; Termopsidae
Biological process (GO): activation of GTPase activity
Molecular function (GO): guanyl-nucleotide exchange factor activity
Source: RefSeq, a predicted model, not a curated record
CUGAGUUUACAAAUAUUAUUCCAAAUACCACAGUGAAAGACAGAGAAACAAGUUCCUCUCCCUAUCAAACAUAUUAUAGGUCAAUUGAAAAUGAGAGGAGCAAGAAACAUACAGCCAGGCUGCAAAACAAACUUGACAUUUCAAUCUCCUGUAACGUCUCCAAACUCUCAGGUGUCUCAUCUGUAAACAGUAUAAUGUCUAGUCAUUUGUGUACACAUAACUUUUCCAGAAAUCUAACAACAUCAGGAACUGAACUGUCUUGUGCCAAAGACGCCAUUGGAGAGUCCUCAAUACGUGACAAGCAGAAAGUGGGAAAUUUUAAUAUUUCUAACAAUCUUCAGUCAUCUACUAUGGAAGAGCACAUUCUUCCUUCAUCAGUGUUACAAGAUAAUGGCUGCCAGAAACAAUCUGAAUCAAAUGUGUCUAUUUCCACAACUCUCCUUCCACUUACAGUAAAGUGCACAACAGAUAAGGCUCACACUUUGGAUGAACUCAGUACAAAUGGAUUCCACACAGGAAGUGAAACAUCCACAUACGAAGUACAAAAAGAAAUUCAGCAGCAUGCCCCUCCAAAUGAAGAAGAAAAGUGUUCUGAUCACAUUCCUUUUGACAGCAAGCAAGUUUAUGAACAUGUCAGACAAUCAAGUGAUAUGCUAAGUUCCAUGACCAAAGAAAUUUCACACAAUGAAGAAGUUGCAGGAAAGGAGUCUUAUAAUAUUGAAGAACCACAAAAGCCUGAACAACAAAUUUUUAUCAGUUCGUAUUACCUUGGUUAUCCAAAUACAACAUGCAACCCACAGCUUCUUUUACAGAAAGAAUGUGUUAAAAUAUAUGAAAUAUACAAUGACUGUAAGCCAAUGAACGAAUCAUUAAACGCAGAAGAAAGUGGUGAAAGCAUAACAGAAUAUGACAAGGGAAUCAAUACGGAUUCAGGAAUCUGUGAAAAUGUGUAUGAAGAAUGCGAUCCAUGUCUGUGGAAGUACAAUGUGAAUAUUUCAGACAGCGGUGUACUUCGACACUACAAAAACGUCCCAUUGUACCAGGCAUACAAUUUUGGAACAGUAAAACAUUCAAACGCUAAAGUAGAAGAAAACAUCUACACAGAAACAGAACACAUAUACGAGGAAAUUAAUUUUUGCCUGAAACCCAAAACACAACGCAACGAAACAGAAGUUUCAGUUGCCGACAUGGAAAUGAAAAGACCUUCUGGCAGCAGUCAACGUGGGCUCUGGGUUGAUAUCAAAGAAGUUAUCGACUCUGGUUUGCUAGACAAGUUGGAUGCCAACCAGAUAGCUCUACAUGAAGCAAAGUAUGAGAUAAUCACAUCUGAAGCAUCGUACUAUAAGUCUCUUCUCAUCCUAGACACUGUGUUCAUAACAAGCAAGGAACUUACGGACAGAUCAGUCUUACCAGAGAAAGACUAUAAUACUAUAUUCUCAAGCAUUAAAAAAGUGAAGCAAUGCUCAAAGAAAUUUCUGGAAGUUCUUUUACGUGGCUGGCAGGAAGAUCUGAAACUAGGCUACCUGUGUCAAACAAUUACCAAAUUUGUUUACCUUGGUUAUUUCCAAGACUAUGUCAACUGCUGCGCUAGUCAGAUAUACAUACAUGAAACACUGCAACAUCUCAAGUUAACAAACCCCAAAUUUUCUAGCGCACUGUCAAAGUUACAAGCAGACCCCGUCUGUCAGAUGUUCUUACUAGAGACAUUCCUUAUUCUGCCAAUGCAGAGAGUGACAAGACUACCACUAUUGGUGGAGGCAAUACUCAGACGUCUUUCUUCGGAUCACAUCGAGCACAGCGUCUGGUCCAAAGUACUCAUUCAGUUUCAGAAGAUCGUAAAAGAUUGUAACGAAGCUGCCGGCAGAGCCCAAACACUGGCAACAAAUGACAGUACUCUUCAUGUGCAGCCAAAUAAUACGACACAAACUCUGAACAGGAAGCAACUAUCUCAAGAGAAGAAAAAACAGCCAGCCAUUUGGAACAUAUUUGGAAUAAGGAGACAGAAAAUAAUUUGAUGCUUAAUUAUGAAUAUAUGUGAGAAUAUAAUUAUGAACAAAGAUAAAAACAUUCAUUUAUGCAGAAAGACACCUAUCUUCAUAUUAAAAAUGGAAUUAAUUCACUUGGUUAUUUAUCAUUCAUUCAUUCUGAAGAUAAUGUAAAAAACAGACCAGAUCCUCCCUCUACA